GGUCGUAGUAGUCGUAGUCGUCGUCGUCGUCGUCGUCCUCCUACUCUACAACCACCGCCGCCACCACGUUGAACACACCGCCACCAUCACCUCAUCGUCGGACAACGCCGAGCCCGUCCGUGCAGUUCGGUGCGCGCACCAGACGACCGCUCGCCGUGGUCGCAGAAGCACAAUCCUCGUGUGUCGUGCCAGCCAUCCGCAUCGUUCCGCUCCGCCGUCGCCAUAUUUUGCUGUUUCGCGCCCAUUUCCUCUCGAUCCCUGUUGCACCCGCGCCGCCUCCCAUCGCCCAUCAGUGACGACGUUUUUCCGAGUUUUUUUUACGCCUGACAGAUUCAUUAGUAAACAUACAUACAUACGCACGCACGCGUGCGCGUACGAGACUGCAGUGCCGCGCGUUUCGAUUUUUAUUUUUGUUAUUUGAUUUCGUUUUACGCCCCGACAACUGCGCGAGAAAACCGUUUGUCGACAAGCACAGUGGUGCGUACGCCUACCUACCCGUAUCCAAGUCGUCGUCUUGUAUGACGUGAUAGCCGAUUGCUGAGAUGAUGCAGGACGACGACGACGACGACCGCGGUCGACGUCGAAAUCAUCCCCGUCACUGAAGGACCCACAUGAAGUUGCAGAUAUUAUGUGGGCGCGCGAAAUGUAGGCGUCGGGCGAGCUAGCAUGCGGAGCGCCAGCACAGUGAGCGGCCCUCUACUGUCUGUUUCAACGCCUGCCAGCCAACAAAACCGGUUCGCUGCCGUCCACCUGCUCACUGGCCAAUUAUUGUAUUUCAUUGUCGAGGGCAAAUCUCGGGUGAAAGAAGUAUAUUCCCAGCUGACGACUUACAUGAUUGCCCAAGGAAUGCAAGACGUCGAAUUGUUUGCACUGGCAUUUAUUCUAGACGAAGAAUAUUUUUUCACUGACCCCGAAAGUAAACUGUCCAAGUAUUCGCCAAAAAGUUGGAAAUCCUCUUCGACAUUUGGUCUCGAUCAAAACGGCCAACCUCUACUCCAGUUGCAUUUACGCGUCAAGUUCUACGUCGACACUACUAAAUCUCUACGAGAUGACAUCACCCGGCAACACUAUUAUCUUCAGCUGCGCAAAAAUAUUGCGGACAGGGGCGGCACCACGGAGGACGGAGACCAGAACGUACUGCCGCUGGUGGCACUUGGCCUACAGGCAGACCUCGGCGAUCACACUUCUGACACAGAUAUAUCGUCCGAGCUGCUCGAGCAGUACCUCCCGUCAAAGGUGUAUAAGAUUAACGAGCACAAGGUAAAACAGACGUUGUGCACUUUGCACAAGGGCCAUAAAGGAAUGUCCAAGACUUGUGCACAAACAAUGUUCGUCCAGGAGGCUGGUCUGGUGCACAAGUCACAUCUAUACCGGUUGCGGUUGAACAAGUCGCAGCCGAAACAUACACAGGGAAGCGCGCUGUCCAUAUGCAAUAGCGUAUGGCUGGCUAUUUGUACCAAUGGCAUACAGUUGUUUCACGAAAGCUUGUCACAAGCCCUCAGUUGUUUGUUCUUGUGGAAUAACAUCGUCAAGCUGUGUUUCGACCGUAAAAAAUUCGAACUAAGACCGUCGAACGCUGAUCGACUGGUGUACUACACAAAUUCGGACGAAAAGAGCAAGAGGCUGUUAGCACUGUGUCGAGAUACGCAUCAAUUUUGUAUGACAGUACACCCGAGGCUUUUGGACACGUUUUUGAACAACAACACAUCUGAUAAGAAUGCGUUCGAUGGGCUGAAAUGGACUAAUGAGAAAAAAUCAAAAUCUAUAAACGACGAUGACGCCAUCGAAAAGAAAAAAUGCGAGAAUGGCGGUUGCUCCGAUUCCAGUAUUUCGACGGCCGACCCGAAGACCUCUAUUCCCAAGGACAAGGUGCCGAACGGGAGCAUAUCGUCCAGUGUGGAACUGGGAUACAGCCACACGGCGCAGAACUCGACCGUGUCCGAGUUGGACUACUCGGUGCAGUCGGCGCAGGACAGCAGCGACGCGUACCUGAUGUACAGGCACCCGAGGGCCAGGGCGGCGUACGUGGACAACAGCAACCAAUCGGCGAACACCAGCAGCGGCGUGUACACGUGCGCCAGCUACAGCACCGCGUCGAAGGAUAUAUCCGCGUCGUACACGACCGAUAACUGCAGCUGCAGCGUGGACUGCAAUCACGGCGGCAACAGCAACAGCAGCAGUGCAACCGCCGCCGCGUUGCCUCCGUUACCGCCGCACUUGAAAUACGCGUCCAAUCAAAACCUCUUGUUCCCGGCCACCGUGGCCGCGGCCGCCGACUACGCGGCGCAACACCAUCACCACCGGCAUCACCGACUACAGCCGUUACCACUGCCACUGCCCGUCCGGACGUACUCGCACGACGAUCUGCUGGCGGCCACCACGUCGUCGGCGCCGGCCGUGCCCCCCAAAGUGCAGCUGUUCCGCCGCCGACCACCACCGCCGCCGCCGCCCGUAGCCGGACUCCAGAAACCCGCGGCCGUCGUCCACCCGCGUCGCACAGCGGCCGUGGACGCUUCCACCUCCACCAGCACUGCCGCCGCCGCCACCACUCCGGCGGCGGCAUCGUUCACGACGGUGUUGGACAUCGAAUCGUUGCGGGAAAAGAGUCGCAACCUGGACCUGCCGCUCAUAUCGGCUCUGUGCAACGACCAGACGCUGCUCAAACAGACCAACGCUCUGGUCACCGAAAACAAAGCCACUCAGACGGUGAGCACCGUGUCGUCAUCACUCGCCGCCGCGGCCGCUGCGUCGUCUUCGCACCAACCGCCGCCGCCGCCGAUUCCGUCGUCUUCCGAGCAGGCGCAAUCGUCGUCGCAAGGUGGCGGCGUCGCGUCUGCCAACAAGCCGAAUUGCACGAGGUGCACAAACGGCGCGUCGUCGUAUUCGUCGCCACCGCCGCCGAGUUUCUUGUCGGUUUCUGCGUCGCCGUCGUCGUCUGUUGUAACCGCCGCCGCCACCGUCGUAAAGACGGCCAAAUCAAAAACCAACCACGUUAAAACCAACACAAACAUUGUUUAGUACUUGUCUAGUAGAAAAACAGACAAAAAUUUAUGUCACGCAAUUACGAAACAUGUUUUUCCAUAGUAUAUUAUAUAAUACAUAAGCGGGAAGAAGGGUGUCGAGUAAGACUGUUUUUAGGGAAAAGGAAGAAACCCUGAAAAUAUUACCAAUCGUUAGUGAAUCGUAGAGGGGGGAGGGGAGAAAAUUAUUGCAGAUAUUGUCUUAAAAGUCUUUCGGUUUCAAAAAAUUAACAUAAUAUCCAUUUAAGAAUUCGAGAAAAACGUCUUUUGUUUUGACAAAUGCGAAUAUUUUGAUUUUGUGUUUGUAAUAAUUCGGAAAUGAGGGAUUUGUCCAGAAUUAGAUUAUACGCCAUAUUUUAUCGUUGCGAUUUGCCAAUUAUCAAAAUAUAAUAUAAUACUAUAGGAACUAAAAUUGUGCUUACCCCCUUUCUUUGAAUUUUACUUGAACAUCCUUCGCGCUCGUAAUUUAGUAUCGUUACCUUAUAAUAUUUAUUUAUUUGUGCCAAUUUUAUUUUUACGUACGUGUACUACGAAUGGUAACAUGAUUUUUUUUUAACACUCGUUACACAACUCGCAAUGAUUAUGCCAAUUUUUAACAUGUAAUAUGAAAAACAAAGUGUAUCAGACUUGUAUUAAUUCGGAGCAUAAGACACUUAAUGUUUUACCAUUUCUCUGGUCAUUAUGCUUCGGUAAAUUUAUUAUGGUAUAAUGGUACUCAAAAUUAGGAUUACCAUAAAAUAUGUCAUAACUAAAGUCGAGUUCAUAACUUCGUCGCCUGUAAUAAAUGAUACCACGGUUAAAAUGGUCAAUGAAAUACGGUUCAAGGAACACGACACGCAAUCUAUGUAGCUAUGAACCGGGUUCGACUUUAUUUCGUAAUUGUUUUCCGCGAAUUUCGUUGUAUUAAAUGUACUGAUUUUACAAUAUUAUGCUGAUAAUAUA
Molecule: messenger RNA, 3962 nt
Organism: Melanaphis sacchari
Lineage: Eukaryota; Metazoa; Arthropoda; Insecta; Hemiptera; Aphididae
Gene: ex
Product: protein expanded
Exons: 12
Coding region: 667-3018 (783 amino acids)
Biological process (GO): positive regulation of hippo signaling
Cellular component (GO): cytoskeleton; cytoplasmic side of apical plasma membrane
Source: RefSeq, a predicted model, not a curated record